GCUGGUAUAACCAGCUGAUGCUGAGGCUAUGAGCACGGAGCCUGUGAAGAACUGUUGACGGUAUAUAAAUAGUCCGUCAUCGGCGUAAUGCCUGCGGAUUCGGGUUCAUCUCCAUCCAGAGACUGAGUGAGUAGUCUAUUUGAUCGUGUCACGACGCAGGGGCCUUUUCCCUCCUCAUCGCUCCACAUGAUCUUUCUCCGUGUCCCUACAUCAUCAUUUUUUAUGGGCAUGAUGCUCCGAGUUUCACAGACUGAGCUUUCUCACCUCAAGCAGCCGACACGCCACAACUGCAGGUAUGGCUGUGUGGAGGUUUGGAUGGAAGUAUGAGGCUGACAACCUCAAGAAAUGGAAUAAAGGGAAUUAGGAGACAACUUGAGCCAAAUCUAUAAAUAAACAGAGGUGACAUUUUAAAAGCCUAAGCCUGGGAAAGAGCUGCAGAGUGAGGAAAGGAGAAGGUGAAGAAGAGGAAGAAGGCGAGUGAAUAUGGGGGGUGCUCAGAUGUUUACCACAUUUCUCCUGGACUCUAAGGUUCACUCCAUCAGCCACCAGUCAAAUUAGGAGUCUCCUCAAUAAAAUCCGAGCAGCUCAUUUCACCUGCUGGAAGAGCCCCUACCCUCGGUGAUGUGAUGAAUAAGUUUGAAGUCCUUGGCAUUGUGGGAGAAGGAGCAUAUGGAGUGGUGCUUAAGUGCAGGCAUAAGGAAACCAAUGAGUUGGUUGCCAUUAAGAAGUUCAAAGACAGUGAAGAAAAUGAGGAGGUCAAGGAGACGACUCUCCGGGAGCUGAAGAUGCUUCGGACACUGAAGCAGGAAAACAUCGUCGAGCUAAAGGAGGCCUUUCGCAGGAGGGGGAAGCUGUACCUUGUCUUUGAAUAUGUUGAGAGGAACAUGCUGGAACUGUUAGAGGAACUCCCCACUGGCGCUCCUCCUGAUAAAGUCUGCAUCUACAUCUACCAGCUCAUCAAAGCCAUCAACUGGUGUCACAAAAAUGAGAUAGUACACAGAGAUAUCAAGCCAGAGAACCUUCUCAUCAGCUCUGAGGAUGUUCUCAAACUCUGUGAUUUUGGUUUUGCCCGUAACUUGUCUGAAGGAACAGAUGCUAACUACACUGAAUAUGUGGCCACAAGGUGGUACCGCUCGCCUGAGCUGCUGCUGGGGGCUCCAUAUGGAAAGGCAGUGGACAUGUGGUCGGUGGGGUGUAUCCUCGGGGAGCUGAGUGAUGGACAACCUUUGUUCCCAGGGGAAAGUGAGAUUGACCAGCUCUUCACCAUUCAGAAGGUUUUGGGUCCACUCCCAGCAGAACAGAUGAAACUCUUCUACAACAACCCUCGAUUUCAUGGAAUCAGAUUUCCCUCAGUUACUCAUCCUCAGACUUUGGAGAGAAGGUACCAAGGCAUCUUGAGUGGUUUGAUGCUGGAUUUGAUGAAGAAUCUGUUGCUGCUAAACCCUACUGAGCGUUUUCUGACGGAGCAGAGUCUGAACCACCCGGCCUUCCAGCCUCUGAGGCAGACAGAGAGAGAGAGGCCCCCUCCUGUGUCUCCCAACCUACCACGCUCCUCGAAGAGGAAAACACACCAUCAUGGAGACAAUACUGUUCCUACAAGGAGUCAUAGCAAGAGCACGAGCCGUCGCUCCAACACCAAAGAGUGUUCAAGCCUCCCUCGCCAUGGGGACCUCCAUCACCUCAGCAAUGAGAGUUUCCUCAAUGGUAACAAACCGGCCCCUUCCAGUUUAAGUCCAACACUUCACCCCAAGGGACAGUACAUGUCCCAGACCCUCAAUCGUUCUCCCUCAUCCAGCAAAGACCUGGUUAACAACAAUCUGCCACACCUCAGUCCCAAAGAAGGCAAAGGCAAGACAGAGUUUGACUUCAGCUUGGGACCCUCCCCAAAGCUGCCAGACCAGGGACACGGGGCAAAGUACAGCCACAGCAAACCCACCUCCUCUCGCUCUCAGCAGCAGCAACAGCAGCAACAGCAGGCCAGCCGUCACACCUUCCUGGAAAGCAAGACCAACACACUGCAGUCUGGAGCAGAGAAACAACAUGGCCGACAUGCUCACAGUAUGGCCGACUCUGCCCAUGGAUCCAUGUCCUCCUCUUCUAAGAGUUCAGCCUCUUACCUCAGCCUGUCCAAGAGCCACAGUGGGCUGAGUGAUGCCAAAUCUGUAGGGAACCUCAGUGAUAGUCGACUCCACCCAGAUGACCCAAACACCAACACAACAGCAGGGGUGGGACCCGGUGCUCGCUUCUUCCCUGCCAGCUGUUUAGACCUCAAUGCUCCUUCAGGUCCCCCAGGGCCGCCUGGCAGCCCUUCUGCUCGACACAGUGAUCGAUCUGGGCACAGCCCUGCCUCUCGUAGCAGCGGCAAUGUCCACAUGGAGAGCAGCACACUGGACUCCUCAUCCAGACACAAAUCCAGACAUAAAUCCUCAGCACCGGAAGAUGGUGGUGCUUCAGAACUUUUAGAUCCAGGAGGGAUGCCCUCCACUCACACUCUGCCUUCCCCACAUGAGUCUUAUCAUUACGGCCUGGGCUAUACCUCGCCCUUCUCCUCUCAACAGCGGCCUCAGCGUCACUCCAUGUACGUGAGGAGGGAACGCCACCGACCACACGGGGUCGAGGGUGGGAUGGCGGGCUUGCCUCCACCGGGGCAGGCAAUACCAACACGAGCCAGUAGCCUGCAGCUCCUCUCCCCCCAGCUACAGCACCGAACCACCCUCACUGGGCACUCAGUGAGCUCUUCAAGAGAGGACUGCACUGAUGACCUGACAAGGAGUGAGCAGUCCCCUAAGGACAUGAGCCACCCUUGUGCCCCCAUCAAAGAUUCUACGAGGGACAACACUCCUGUUUUUCAUACACAACGCUCUAAAAACGAGGUUGGCAUGUAUCAUGACCCUCACGGUGAUGACGGAGGCUCCUCUAAGGAGAACCGAAUGAUUUUCACUGAGUCCAUGCCUCGAAGAGUAGGCAGCUUCUACCGAGUCCCUUCUCCCAGACCAGAUAACUCAUCCUCUUUCCACGAUGGUGUCGGGCAGGGCCGAGGGCCAGUCGUACCUGUACCUGGAGACCCUGUUGCCAUGGUCAACCACUCCAAACGUCAGACGGCUUUUGACUGGACUGCUGCAGAAGCGAUGGUCAUGAAUCCUCCAGAGCCCAUCAAAGAGAAGGAAAAACAAGGCUUCUUCAGAGCCAUUAAAAAGAAAAAGAAGAAGACACAAAUAACGGACAUGGAGGACAGGAGGAACCCCAGCAUCAAGAAAAGUCUUUUCCCCCUCUUUAGUUCUAAGAAUAGCUUAAAGCACAACUCAGCUGUCAAAGUUCUACCUGUAGUCGCCUCGCCUAUGGUACAACACCAGCCUUCUGCGGUCUACCCUGCCUCACCAGUUCCUGGUAACGGACAAGAACACCUGUUGCUGCAGAGGAGCUCCAAGUCAUCCUCUCAUCACGGCAGCCGACGAAAAAACCGCGAGCGUUCCCGAGACCGGGAACGAGAACAGAGCCGAGACCGAGACAGAGAGAGGGACAGGGAAAGGGAGAGAGAGAGAGAAAGAGGGAGAGACAGGGAGCGAGUCAGUGACUGGCCACCAGACAAACCUGUGGACUCACACUCUCAGAGCCAACCACUCAAGUCACUCCGCAGGCUCCUUCACCUAUCUCCUUCUUCCUCAAAUCAAGGACAACCUCCUCCUGCUCCCCCUCCAGACCUGCGCUUCCAAGCCCCACUCCCCAACCCCCCUCAGCCCUCCUCUAAAGCGGGCUACUCUGAGGGUCGAGGGCACACUGAGAGCAGGGGGCACUCUGGGGUGAGCAGCUCCACCCAGGCUAAGAGCCGCAAGACCAGCUACCCCCUCCCUGGGCAGAUCGAGUCCAGCUGGCACGUGUCUGCUUUACAGCGGGCAGAGGGUGCUCAGUUCACACCCGAACAGCUGGGCAUCAAACCAGGGAAGAACGGACCCACUUUUACCCGAGCCUCCCGCACUAGGAUGCCAAACCUCAAUGACCUGAAGGAGACUGCACUUUAAACGCCCCCAAAACCACACCACCUCCAAUAUGGCUCCAUCCUGGAAGUAUCUGCCAGACAUAGACAUCAUGAUACUGCAGUAAGAGUUUACACGAAGGCCUAUCUUCCUGGAUCCAGUCCUCAUUCAGAAACAUAGCUAUCUGUUGAUGCUCAUGUCAAUGACAUCUACAAAGACUAGACGUUGACAGGCCAAACUCCAGUAACAGUGUUGUUUACGGAAUCAAAGACAGGAAAGGGCUCACUCCCUCUCGGGAUGCCAACACUGUAUGAGUUAUAUACCAUUCUCUCUCUAUUACACAAGGUUAGAACAUCAGAACUAGUUGAUAAGAAGCUAAGCUUUCCUGUCAAGGAGUUGCUGCCCAUGUGGCCUUGCUGCUGCCAUCUUCUGCUCACAGGACACUACUGCAACACAUCAGACAGCCGCUAUCACACUGCUGGCAAAUAAACUCAAAAGUUUUUCAAGCUCUGAUAUUUGAUAAGAACAGGGAAAAAAGAUUUGUAUCACAUUAUUUAUUAAAUAUUUAUUUGUUUUAAAUUCAAGGAUAUAAGCUAUAAAUGACACAGUAUGUAGGCUAUAUGGGAAUAUAAUAGAAUUAAAUGUGUUAUUGCAAGAGCUUUAGUUUCAACACAAAGAAAUGAAUAGAUAUUUAUGUGCUGAUAUUACAAUAUGUCACAAAGAAUACUUAAUGGUGAAUGUCCUCUUUUGUUCACUUUGAUAUGUUAUUAACUGAUUUUGAAGUUAUACAAUGUUACUUUUACCCUUUUUUCAUCUAAAUGUAAAGAAAUAUUAAUAAAUACUUGUUGAACAAAAAGGGGGUGGGGGGAUAUUUAACACUACAUCUAGUACAAAUCUGCCCAGUAUUGUCAUGACAUUACUUUUGAAGUUUUGUGGGUUAUUUGUCACCAGGGUCUGGUAGCAGAAUAGCUAGCGUGAGACUGUUAGACUCUGUGCUUUACACACAGUAAUUGUCACUCUCUUUGUUUUAGUGUCACCAUUUUAAAAAUAAGCCCCGUUUUCAGUCUCUCAGCUCUUUUAUCAUUUGACGACAGCUUUCCAGCUCUGUGCUGCCAUGUUGGUUUUAUCAACCUCCUUAAGUAACAGGCAUCUCUGCCUACACCACCACGCAGCCCCAGUGAAACGCUGGCCUCUGAUACAACAUUUUAGUGCUUUGAGAUGUAUGAGAGCUCUCUGCAAAAAAGCAUACAUCACCUACAACCUUUAAGAUGUUAAAGGAUAAGUCUGGUUAUAUUCAGUUAUUCUUUUUUGGUCAUAGUUUCUCUAAGAAAUCUAAUCUUCUAUUGUUUGUGAAGCAAAAGUCUGAUGUGACUUAUUGCUCUGUGUGUUCUCAUCUAAUAUGUACUGAUUUACACUUUCAGUUGAGCUGAGGUGUAAAAUGCAUUUUACUGUCAUAGUUUGCUGAGGUUGAGCCAGGUUUAUAUACAGUUAGGUACCAGUUUACUCCAGUGGUGUCCAACCUGGGAUUUUGUCCUGGAGUCACGCGGUCAAAUACAUUAGGUUUUUGGACAAGGUCAUCAUUAAUCUGUAGGGUCAUGAGAAAAACAAACAAGCACUACAGCAAAAUUCUGCUACGCAAAUUUGUAUUUAAUUUAUUUGUUUUGCCUUUUUUUUUUUUU
This is a messenger RNA of Monopterus albus (swamp eel), 5653 nucleotides long. RefSeq names its product cyclin dependent kinase like 5 (gene cdkl5). The transcript is spliced from 21 exons. Lineage: Eukaryota; Metazoa; Chordata; Actinopteri; Synbranchiformes; Synbranchidae. The coding region runs from base 627 to 4019 and encodes 1130 amino acids. Gene Ontology annotation, cellular component: dendrite cytoplasm; nucleus. Gene Ontology annotation, biological process: protein phosphorylation; regulation of dendrite development; positive regulation of axon extension. Gene Ontology annotation, molecular function: protein kinase activity; ATP binding. The record is from RefSeq and is a predicted model, not a curated record.